Culex pipiens pallens (northern house mosquito) is the source of this 3626-nucleotide messenger RNA. RefSeq names its product 1-phosphatidylinositol 3-phosphate 5-kinase (gene MESR3). The record is from RefSeq and is a predicted model, not a curated record. The coding region runs from base 1733 to 2758 and encodes 341 amino acids. Gene Ontology annotation, biological process: regulation of transcription by RNA polymerase II. Gene Ontology annotation, cellular component: nucleus. The transcript is spliced from 8 exons. Lineage: Eukaryota; Metazoa; Arthropoda; Insecta; Diptera; Culicidae. Gene Ontology annotation, molecular function: RNA polymerase II cis-regulatory region sequence-specific DNA binding; DNA-binding transcription factor activity, RNA polymerase II-specific.
CCAUCAUUCUCGGUGGAGCCUCCGUCGAACGCGGUUGUCGUCGUCUGCGACUGGUUUUUCUCUUCGCUGAGCUUUCAGAGCUUUUCUGCUGUGUGGGAAAUUUGGCGCGCGCGUUUUUAUUCUACUCUGCCUACCACGUGUUUAUGUGCGUGUGUUAUUCUGUGUGUUGAGGUGGUGGAUCCUUGCCAGUGAGGGGAAGAUCCUUUCCGAUUUGCUUUGGGCUAAAAUCGGAAAGUGAGUUUGACCAACGACAACAAUUGUAGACGCAGAAGCGGUUGAUGAAGUGUUCCCUUGGGGGUUUGGGAACUGAAAAGAAGAAGAGUGUUGGGAGUUGUGAGUGAAAUAAAACCGAAAAUUACUGUCACUCCAUUGUGAGUUGACUUCCUGUUUCCGACGCUGUUAUAUCUCCUGUUUCAGGAAAAGCUCCCUCGAGGGACCGGAAGUGCUAUCAAAAAGGGAAGCGGGCCCAAAAUUUACGUUUUCAUCUGCUGUGUGUUCGGAAAGUCGUUUGUAAAAGAAGAAGGAAAAUCAACGAAAACAAGUCGAAAGAAGCGUUAGAUUUAUUCUCCCUGGUGAUAUGUCCUGAAGAUGGACGGCAAGUGAAAGAUUUAUACGUUGUCAACCUAGAGAACGCUGCUGGUGAAGGUCCUUUUGCAGUUUGUGAUUGUGAAUAAAAGCUUUAUUCCCAAAAAGAGAAACACACAACAAAAAAAGUUUUCCAUAUGACCCUAAAUGGUUAAAUAACAGAAAAGAGAAAAGUCGAAAAAACGAAUAAAUUUUCCAAUCCAACUAAAGCCCAAGUGAAAUAAAUUAAGGAAGGAAAUAAAUGUUUAUGGCACCGAUGUUUUGGCCCGGAAUAAAACCAGAUUGCUACUAAAAGUUCGUUGCGACUCGACCAGCAAAGUUCAGUCGAGGGGAAAAGUGAUUUUCGCAACUUUGCAUUUGAAGUCGGCUCAAAUGAUCCAAUAAAGUGUUUAAAACAUGUGCAGAGAUCAUCAAACCAGAAAAUAAAACAAAUAAAAUAAAAGUGUAGAGUGAAAAUUUCUGCACAAAAAUAAUAAGUGCAAAUUAAACAUCGAAAAAAGAAAAUUCAAAGCAGAGGUUUAAUUUAAUCUAACGAGAAGAAAAGUAUCCAAAGCUUGUAAACAAAGUCGUAAAAAAGUACUUUGGGUCGAGUUGGUUGCAACAGCAGAGGAGCAGAUUUUCAACUUGUUUAUUGCGCGCGGGAGAAGGCGAAUUUUUACUGUCUCAAAAGCAGUGAUUGAAGUUUGUUGGGGGGGUGUUUCGGAAAACGAUAGCGCCAUUGUUUGUGAUAUUUCGGGAGUUGAUGUGAAAGUUCAUUGAAAGUGCUUUUGAUCAAGUUUGAGACAAAGAAGGAAAUUGAGCGUGUUUUUUGAGGGGAGGCUGUUUUAACAAGUGGAUUUGCGGAGCAAUUAGCAGAUAUUUAUUUCGCGUUGACCCCAACUCUACUAGAGGAUCGUAAAAUUUAAGCAUCAGCUCACUCGCUCGGUGUUGCCGUUGGAGACCAACCUGGACCAUCCGGUAGUUUAGCACAUUGGCCAGUGCAGUGCGCUAACGAGAAGAUUGUUGCUGAAAGCCUCCAUCUCGGAUGGCAGCUCGGUGGUGUUGAAGAUUCUUUUGGAAAGCAAGAAAGUGAGUCCAAAGAAGGUGACCUCACGCAGCAAAAAAGACAACCUCGAAUUCUUCAAAGAUAUUCCUUACAUUUAACAAGAUGACACACCUCCAGCAGCAGCAUCAGCAGCAGCAGCGGCACCGGCUCGGCUCGGUCAGCGACAACAGCGGGGGUGCACCGUCCACAUCCAGCAAGUCGGACAGUUCGGACGGGUCGGCAUCGGAGAUCUGCGAGGUCAUCCAGGAGUGGUCGCUGGACUGCGAGUCACAGUCGAUUCCCAGCCAAGCCAGCAACACCAGCAGCAGCAGUUGCACCGACGGAACCAGCAGCAGCAGUACCGGAAGUCAUCGUCAUCACCAUCACCACCACCAUCAUCACCAUCAUCAUCGGCACCAUCAACAGCAGCAGCAACAGCAACAGCUGCAACAACUUCAGCAACAGCAAAGCUUGAACGGGAACUACAUCAACGAAGAGGAUGACACAGAGCACGAGUACAGCAAGCACGAUCUGAUCAGUCUGGACAACGGGAUGAUCACGGAGUUUGAGCGGGCCCAGGUCGAGAGCUUCUUCAGCGGGUUGGGCACGGAGGUGUACGUCAGCACGUCGCUGGCCAACCUGUACGAGAGCGUCGGCAAGGAGGACUGGCGCCUGGUGUACACCGGAAUUCCGGUGCUGCUGCACGACAAGGGCUGCACCCGGUCCCGGUGCACACCCCGCGUAAGCUUCGUGCUCGCCGAGCGGGGUACCUGUUUCGCCCUCUGGAAGGACACCAUCGACAAUCUCUCGGACUACAAGGUGGCCGCGGCCGCCUUCCACACCAUGUGUCUGUCGGCAGACCACCGCAAGGUGAUCGGCUUCAGCUUCGACUCGAACCAGGCCGCCCGCGAGAUGUGGGUGCGCGUCGAGGAGCUGAUCAGCAACCCGGAGAACAUCGCCCUGUCGGCGCCGGGCCGGAAGCGCAAGUCCAAGAAGAAGCCCGCCAAACCGGUCGUGCUGCCGCCCAAGUCGCAAAUCUCCCAGCCGUGCCAGUUCCACCACGUGACCAGCGUGACGACCGGCGACACCGAGCGGUACUUUAGCCUGCAGGCCUUCGUGGCCCCACCGGUCAAGCAUCGGGCACCUUAAGUUUUUGUUUUUUGUUUUAAUUUUUUAAAAUUGAUGGGUUCGUUUUUAAGAUUGACAAUGUAACUUAUUUAAUGAGAAAAAAAUGCAUUCUGCAUCACCCUAUUGGAAGAAAUAUGUUUUAUAAAGAGUAAAUUUUAAACAAAGAUAGAACUAAGCUUUUAUUCUCGUCAUUCUAUUUCUUAAAAAUCAUUAAAACUAGUUUUAUGACAAGUCUUUUUGAAACCCGUAUGUUAAGGAAAUCGUCAAAUUCAAGAGAAUGUAAAAGAAACGUUGUACGAUUGUACAUAUUGUGUCUGUGAUAAACUGAUAAGCAACUGUUUCGGGAUUUUUGGACGAAAAUGCACAGUUGAGUAAAGAAUUGUUAGUUGUUUAAGAAAUGUCCAGGAAAGAGUGUAACUUUCAGCAAUAAGAAAAAUGAAAUCUUGCAUCAACGAGUGAAUCAAACAUCAAUGUUUACCACAUUAUUAAAUCCAAUCAAAUUUAAAUGUCUUCUCUAAUAUCCUCACCAUGAAUGGCUGCAUAAUACACACACCCACACCUUCUACUUCUCUUCAUAACACGACGUGACAUCAGUCAAACGAACGAAACAAAUCGAGACUGGUAGGAUUUUUCUAGUGCGCAAAAGUCACUUCUCAGAAACAGCAAACGAAAUCAGUUCCGAAAUUAGUCAACGAAGCGAGAAACUUUAAAGAUGUGUUGUUGCGAGUUUCCGAUGGAAAUGAUCAACUAGGCUUAGGAAGUUAUUUGCAUUAUUUGUCCAAUAAGUUAUUUGCAGCACACUCAAACACACACAAGAAAGAAGAGUUGUUUGAGAUUUAACGAAUAGUCAUCAACCCUAUGUAGCUGUAAGUAAGAAGAAUAAAAUAAA